AUGGCGAGCGUCUUGAGAACGUCGGUACGGCGAUUUGCUACAUCUGCAGUCCGCGCCGCCGCCGGAACGUCUACACCUGCAGCUACUAAUAAUGCCUAUGGGAUCCGCGUGUCUCAAGCUCAGGGAGUAGUUGAUCAAUUGACUGGAGCAAUCGGCAACACCCCCUUGAUCCGGCUUCGACACCUCUCCGAACAAACGGGCUGCGACAUCCUCGGUAAGGCCGAGUUCCAGAACCCCGGCGGCAGCGUCAAGGACCGGGCGGCGCUGUACGUGGUCAAGGACGCCGAGGAACGAGGGCUGCUGAAACCGGGCGGCACCGUGGUCGAGGGCACGGCGGGCAACACGGGCAUCGGGCUCGCGCACGUGUGCCGGGCGCGCGGGUACAGGCUGGUCAUAUACAUGCCUAACACGCAGUCGCAGGGCAAGAUCGACCUGCUGCGGCUGCUGGGCGCCGAGGUGUACCCCGUCCCCGCGGUCGCGUGGGAGAACCCGGACAACUACAACUGGCAGGCCAAGCGGCACGCGGAGCGCGUGCAGGCCGAGGACCCGGGGCGGGGUGCCGUGUGGACGAACCAGUUCGACAACGUCGCGAACCGCCGCGCGCACAUCGAGACCACGGGCCCGGAGAUCUGGGCGCAGACCCAGGGGAAGAUCGACGCCUUCACGUGCGCCACGGGCACCGGGGGCACGCUGGCCGGCACGACGCGGUACCUCAAGGACGUGAGCGGCGGGAAGGUCAAGUCGUUCCUGGCCGACCCGCCGGGCUCGGUGCUGUACUCGUACGUCAGCUCCGGAGGGCAGUUGAAGGAACGCCAGGGCGGGAGCAUCACCGAGGGCAUCGGCCAGGGCCGGGUGACGGACAACCUGAGGCAGGAGGUCGGGGAGCUCGACGGCGCCCUGUCCGUGUCGGACGAAAAGACGAUAGAGAUGGUGUACAGGUGUCUGGACGAGGAGGGCCUGUACCUCGGCGCGAGCAGCGCCUUGAACGUCGUCGCGGCCAAGGAGGUCGCAGAGAAACUGGGCCCCAACCACACCGUCGUCACCGUCCUGUGUGACGGCGCGUACAGGUAUGCCGAUCGGCUGUUCAGCGAGAAGUGGUUGGAGAGCAAGAAGUUGAAGGACGCCGUGCCCGAUCGGUUGAGAAAGUAUAUCGUUUUGCCUUGA
Exophiala spinifera is the source of this 1164-nucleotide messenger RNA. Its product is annotated as cysteine synthase. Lineage: Eukaryota; Fungi; Ascomycota; Eurotiomycetes; Chaetothyriales; Herpotrichiellaceae. Gene Ontology annotation, molecular function: cysteine synthase activity. The transcript has 2 exons. The coding region runs from base 1 to 1164 and encodes 387 amino acids. Gene Ontology annotation, cellular component: cytoplasm. The record is from RefSeq and is a predicted model, not a curated record.